Pogona vitticeps (central bearded dragon) is the source of this 864-nucleotide messenger RNA. NCBI's taxonomy places the organism in Eukaryota, Metazoa, Chordata, Lepidosauria, Squamata, Agamidae. The record is from RefSeq and is a predicted model, not a curated record.
UCCCUUCGGCACCUGCUCUUGGGUCGGAACCGGAUCCAAGACGCCUGGGGCGUGGAGCGUCUGAGCAGGAACGUGACGCACUUCGACUUCUCCGGCAACCGCCUGGGGGACCUGGGUCAGCUCUGGGGUCAACUUGGAGAGAUCCCGAACCUGCGUUUUCUGAACCUUUCCGGCAACACGCUGGCCAGGUGCUACUGUGUCGGGAAGAGCCCGAGGCAGCUCCGGGAGUUGGACCUUUCCCACAACGCGCUGGGGGAUAUUUGGGGAGAAGAGAAAUGUGUGGACGUCUUCCGGGACGCCCAGAAGCUAGCCGUCUUGAAUCUCAGCUCCAACGCCUUGCGGACGUUGCCCAGAGCGCUAUUCCAGACCCUGGUGUCUUUACAGGUUCUCGAUCUCUCCUCCAAUCUGCUGUCCGAGGUUCCGGAUGAGGCCUUCCACGCUCUGAGAUCCUUACGCACCUUGAGCGUCCGGGGUAACCCCCUGCUGACCCUCUCUCCUGCCCCGUUCGCGGCCCUGGAAGGGCUGCGCUCCCUGGAUCUGAGGGACGUGUCUUUGAUUUGUGACUGCCGGCUCUCGGACUUCCAGCUCUGGAUGGACGAAAAGGCGACCGGGCUGAGCGAAGGCGAGGCCACGCUGUCUUGCGUCCAGCCACACCCUUCGUUCUGGCGGCUCUCCUUGCCCGCCUUUCUGAAAAGCCACUGCCUUCCUCUGUCGCCAAAGGCCAGCGGGCACAUAAGUCACUCCCGUGAAGGGGAAAUGAAAAUGAUUUAGGAUAGCAAAAAGCUUCAAUUCAAUUAAAAGUUAAAAAAUUUAAUUAUAAUGUUUUAAUAUUUUGGGGGAAAAAAAAUUAAGAAAUGAUUUUUG